AUGCCAAGCCUCCCCGGCUGCUCCUCCCUGACCGUCGCGCCGCAGCUGAGCUCGGCGGGCCUUUGCAGCGCCGCUAUCGGGGAGACGCGGCCCUUGGGCCCGCGCCGGCGCCCUCUUCCUCCCGGCCCUGCCGAGCCGCCUUUGCCCGGCUCUGCUCUUAGGGCUGCUUUCGCUGCGGGCAGCCGGGCGAGAGAGCCCAGGGCCGACGGGGCGGCUGCCGCUGCCCGCCUGCGCCCCCCCAAGCGCGAAGGGGCCGGUCCCGCCCCUGCCCCUGCCCAGCCGGAGCCGCCGGGAGCCGCCCGGCCGCCGCCCCUUCGGAUUAAGGGCGCGCGGCGACAGCUGUUCCCCUCCGCGCGCGGGCCGGGCGCUGGCGGGGCAGGCUUCCGGCAGGGGGCCCCAGCGCCGCCCUCUCCGCAGCGGCGUCGGCUUCUGCGGCCGCGGCGCGACCCUCGGGGCGGCACAUGGCUUGGGGCGCGGCGGACGGGCGGCGCGGCGCCUUCGGGCGCGGGGCGCAGUGAAGGGCCGCCGGGCAGGAUGGCCUACCUCAAGCCCGCCGGCAGAGAACUGGAACGCUUCGACGGCCUCUCUCUCAUCUACUGGACUCUAAUGGGACCGUAUGGAAUGGAUCGGACGGUACACUGCGCUGACUUCUAUGACUGUGCCAAUGGACUGGGUAUCAAGGUGAUUGGUGGCAUCAGAGAGUUCACAGGAGAAGAAUACGGAGUUUAUGUCAAGAGAAUUCUCCCAGGGGGCAUUGCUUAUGCUGAUGGCCGCCUGCAACCCGGAGACCAGAUCUUAGAAGUGAAUGGAGACAGCCUGGUAGGAGUAACAAGUGAUAGAGCUGUGGAUAUUCUCAGGGCUGCCUCUGCCACCAGCCACAUGCGCCUUCUCAUUGCCCGAGAUGACGAGGCCCGGAGAGAGUUCUCUGAGCUGCUGGAAAAAUUUGGAUCGCACAGCAAUACGGGCUCAGCUCGGAGUUCGCCUGUUCUCUAUGGUGGGGGCAGGUAUUUGGAAAGCACGUCCUCGGGGUCCUCAUCUCGUUCCCAGAGUCCUCUGUUACUGAGCCCAGCAAAUUCCCACGGUCCACUGAUUGGAAAUCCAGGACAUUCAAUGCACCCAGCCUCACACUAUUCCAUUGAAUCUGGGAUCCAGAGUAUCUCUAUAGCAAAAUCCUCUGGGUUGGGGCUGAUCAUCGGUGGAGGAGCCAACAGGCCGGAUGGACCCAUGGUGUAUGUGCAAGAACUACAGCCAGAAGGCGACUGCUGCCGGGACGGGCGCCUCCGACCUGGCGACCAGCUUAUCGCCAUCAAUAAGGACUCGCUGGUAGGUGCCACUCAUGAAGAGGCCAAAAAGAUCCUUGCAACAACAAAACCCAGACAUGAGGGAAACAACGAAGUGGCCUUUGUUCCUGGAAGGGGACGGUUGCAUGCCGGGCUCUCAGCUCACAACAGCGUCCAUUCCUUGCCUCCCAAGCCCAUGGGGAAUGGCCUGGGACCCUGCCGGUUGAAAGUCCAUGUGAGGUCGCCUGAGAGCAGACACGACAGUCCCUUUCCUGUGCCUUCUGCGUCGCCAGACAUCUGCCCACCAGAGCUGACCAUUUCUGGUCCUACACCCCCUUCCAACCAGCAAGCGGCUUCAACCAGCAAACCCAAAGUUGCCCUUGAUCCCCAUAUCCGUCUUAAGGACGGGAAGCUUGAACUGAUGCUGCAAUAUUUGGGCCUUGAUGUGAGCGAGGAGAAGAGGAGGCAGUUACGGCAGAGUGUGACGACAGACUCUCAGGGAACGGUGGCUUACGGAGAUUUCCUCCAGGCACUCAGGGAUCUGCUUCCAGAAGAGCUGGAGGAAGCUGGCCUUGAUUCCAGCACGGUACUCUUCACUCAGCACGAAGUGGCCACUCUUCUGGACACGUCAGCUUUCCAUUCACUGACAUUUGACUCGGUCAGUUGCAACGAUAGUGAAGAACUGGAGCAGCUGCAGAUGGAAAUGAUGGAGCUGCGGCAAGAAGUCCGGCGGUUAAAGACUCUCCUGAAGGAAGUGGAGAGCAGCAAGAAGUCCAUGGAAGACGAGCUCCAGAGUCUGAACCAGAAGGCCCUGGGUUUUCUCUCAGAGAACCGGACUCUGCAAAACAAGCUGCAGGUGGCAGAGGUAUCCCAGCGACAGGCCCACAGUGCGGAGCAAGACUAUGAGGAAGUCAUCCAUUUGCUGGAGGCAGAAAUCGUUGAGCUGAAAACUCAGCUUUUGGGGAAGAAAACCAAGCUUGCGUCAGAAGCAGAGAAUGAACUUCUGGAGCUGAAAAGGCGGUUGGCCCUGGUGGAUGGGCAGUUGAGGAAAUCAGAGAUCACAAGGAAGCGCCUGGAAAACUGCAAUGGGAGGCUGAUCCUCUUUGUGCAGAAUGUCCAUAAACUCCUGAGGUCAUCCUGUACAGAUGAGAAGAGAGUCGACAUUCCAGCUGAAAAGGAGAAAACAGGGGGGACUUCAGAAGCAUCUGUCCUUUCUUCAGAUCUUUGGGGUUUGCUGAUAGCAGAGGCGAAGGAACUGUUGGAGCCUGUCACAUUGUCUAACUCUACAAAAGAUUCUUCACCGUACAACUGGAAUGAGUGCCUGGCUGGUGACGGAGACCCAGACUGCAAAGACCACCCUCACCAGAAGGCAACAUGGCCCCCUCCUCUGAGCCAAAGCAGAGACGACGGUCCCCGAUCCCAAAGCACGUCCAAGGAUCCGUCUGAGAAGCCCUCAUAACUCCGGCCUCAGUCUGCUCCUCUCCUUGUAUAUUCAUAACUUAGACAUACUGCUCUGGAGGCAAGAAAGGACAAGGCGGACCUGAAGAGCUGGUCACCGCUUCCACCCCCUACCCCGUACGGUUCCUUCUUGAGAAGACUGAAUCUCCUAACCAGCCACCCAAGACUUAAACAGCAGACCCGUCCUGCGGAUGGCUGCCUCUGUAUCAUUGCACGGGACUGGGAUCUCCCGAUUUUUGCAGUUUUAGAUAAACAAUGGGGAAGGCAUUUUUGUAGGAAUGCCUGGAGAACUGGCAGCCUGUAGUUCCAGGAGCAACGGCCUCUAGCUGCGGGGGGCACCUCAGUGGUCCUUGGCAUUUCUUACGGAAAACCAAAGUACAUUUUUUUUCAAGCUGUAGGCUUUUGUAGCUCUUUGCUCUGUAUCCUCUGCAUAGCUGUCUUGGGAUGCAUCUCUCGUUCUCUUUCUCUUAGUUGUAAAGGCUUGUUUGAGUCCUGUUUGAAUAAGAAAGUCACAAGAACUACUAGACAAUUGCAUAGAGAGAGUCUCUGAACAAGUACUGACCACCAAACACUGUUACUGUGUUAUCGGUAACCAAGACUUCCUGGAGAAUGCAUCUCAGUAGCAAUUCAGUAUUUUAAAAAAAUGUGGGAAAAUACCAUUAGUCCGUGGUUUUGACAGGGUUAGCAAGUAAAAUGGUAGAGAACUGAUGUGAGCGCAUGAUUCUGGCAAAUAAAAUGACCAUUGAAUCUC
Molecule: messenger RNA, 3489 nt
Organism: Eublepharis macularius
Lineage: Eukaryota; Metazoa; Chordata; Lepidosauria; Squamata; Eublepharidae
Product: syntaxin-binding protein 4-like
Exons: 23
Coding region: 1-2739 (912 amino acids)
Molecular function (GO): protein binding
Source: RefSeq, a predicted model, not a curated record